GAUCGGGCUUAACCGCCUUGGGAAGCCAUUUCCCUCUCCGUGCCUGAGGGGGGGCGCUCAGAUCACGGGCUCCACUCCAGAUGGAGCGCGCGGCACCUCCCUUGGUGUACCCCACCCGCGCCGUGAUUCCUGACGAGAUCCUGCACCGACCGAGGACGGCGAGCACAAGCCUCAUUGUUCUGCUUCUGCUCGUAACGUCAUGAAGUUUAAAUUUUUACUUCGAGAAAUUCGAAAUGUGAGAAAAUUCGGACAACCUACUUAAAUCUUUUCCAAACAAGAACGCAGCAUUUGGUAAGGAUUUCAAAUCAUAAAGAGAGAACAAGAUGGCAAGACCUAACCUGACCGCAAUAUCUUUAUAGUUUUUGUUUUGAAAUGUGCGCAAUUUGCGCACAACCUUAUUGUCAGGUUAAUUUUCCUAAAUUUGCGGUGGUUUCACCUGCACGUCAAGUAUGGCUUGAGUUUUGAGUGCUUUCACUUGUUUUAGUGCUAGAUGUGUUACGAAUGUUUCUUUGGAGUACAAUUCAGCCUUAAAUCCAGACAGCACUCCACGUGGCUCGAACAAUGAAUGUGCUACUUCUGAGAAUUGUAUUGUGUUCACUGGGGAGUGAAGCUGUGUUGGGCAUCGGGAAUGACGCUGAAACCUUGACUUAUGUCAUUCGAAAUAAUGAUAACAACCUCGCACAAAUCAAUGAGCGCAAAACCGGUCCAGAGAGCGGAGAAGCUGCGCGUCGGUGGUACCGAGCCUAUAAGAGAAUAAACGUCCAUGUGGACUAUGCGAGGGCACGCGGGACAGCUGCGCCAUUCUGGCUAGCCAUCCGAACUUUGGUGAACAGUAUUAACGCAACCUCGCUUCGACUGAAAACGAUGGAAACCCGUAUAAUGAGCCGUUUUGGUGACGAACAGGACGGCUCCUCAAACUGCAUUGAAUCGGAAACGGCGAAUUCUCUUCCAGCGAGCCACCGGCGAGCAUCUUGCAAGCGCAGGGAAGAAAAGUUGGAUUCUGCUAUGCCCGCUUCCUUGGUAACGCAAGGUGGUGGAUACGAUUCUUCAAAACCAAGUUCACUGAACAUGCUUGGGCGACGUAACAGCAACCACAGACUCAAAAGAUCAGCUGCACGCCGCCGGAAGAACACAUUUAAGUAUGAAAGAACAAAGCGGGAGACGAGUGAACCGCCGCACACCUUGUUUGGGCCGCCCCUGGCAACGGAGGAGGCGAUGACCAGACCCCUGGCUUUCAACCAGUCUACGGAUUUCCCUUUCGAUGUCACAACACAUUACGAAUUAUUCACGUUUCCAGAUGAAGAUCCAUGGGAAACGACCACGAAUAUUAUUCCUCUCAACACGCUGGAGAACGCGCACAUACCAAAGAACCCAUUUUAUCCAAUAACGCGUGAGUCCUAUGGUGCGUAUGCAGUCGCGUGCGUUUCUGUCGUUAUUUUUACGGUGGGCGUGGUCGGGAACAUAGCAACUAUGUGCAUCGUGUGUCACAAUUACUACAUGAGGAGCAUCUCCAACUGGCUCAUAGCCAACCUGGCCCUGUGGGACGUCCUGCUCCUGGUCUUCUGCUUGCCGCUGGUGGUGUACCAACAGCUGACCAAGGAGUGGCUCCUGGGGGACUUCUCCUGCAAAGCCGUGCCUUACGUGGAGGUGGUGUCUCUGGGCGUGAGCACGUUCACGCUGUGCGCUCUCUGCGUGGACCGCUUCCGCACCGCCGCCAGCGCGCACACGCGCUACGAGUCCGUGGAGAGCUGCGGCUCCACCGCGGCCAAGCUGGCGGUGGUCUGGAUCGGAGCGCUCCUAUUGGCCCUGCCGGAGCUGGUCAUCCACCAGCUGGUGCCGGAGGACGGGGCGGGGCGGCGCUGCGCGGUGCGGGUCUCGCCCGAGCUGCCCGACGCGGCGUACGCGCUGGGGCUGACCUAUCACGGCGCGCGGCUCUGGUGGCUGUUCGGCUGCUACUUCUGCCUGCCCAGCCUGUUCGCGGCGGGCGGGGCGCUGCUGACGGCGGGCCGGCUGCGCCGCGCUGAGAGGGCGGGGCUGCGCGGCUCCAAGCAGAGGCUGCGGCUGGAGCGGCACAUGAACCGCGCCCUGGUGGCGCUCGCCAUCCUGCACGCCGUCUGCGUGGCGCCCGAGAGCGCCCGCCACGCCGUCUCCGCCUACAUGGCAGCCCGGGUCCCGCCGCGGGCCGCCCACCUGCUCUGGCUGGCCAGCCAGCUGCUGCUGAUCUCGCGGGCGGCGGCCACGCCCGUGCUGCUCUUCUGCCUGUGCCGGCCCUUCGGCCACGCCCUCCAGCACUGCUGCUGCUGCUGCUGCCGCCGGCGCGAGAGCGCCCCCCAGAGGCCCGGCCAGAACGACGUCCGCCUGCAAACCCCCGAGCUGGAGCUGGCGCCCGUGAGCUCCGCCCAGCCCCAAACACCCGCCAACACCGCCGCCGCUGCCAUGGGAACGAACUGCUCCGCCCCCCAGACACCCGCCAACGCCGCCGCCGCUGCCACAGGAACAAACUGCUGAGCGCGCUCAGUGAUGCUGCACAGGAGAGCUGGGCGCAUGAAACAGUCUGUAAUUCUGUGCCUGUGAAAAUGCAGAGUCUGUGCUUUUAAAAGGUCAGAGUUCAUUUCACUCAGUCCCUGCGAGCCCAAGAGGGAGGAAGUCUCCACUGGAACGGAUUCAACACUGAACAUUUACCAUGUGGCCGCAUCUGUCUGUUUUUAUUUAUUUUUAUUUUGUUCCGCACUCACAGAACUACAUCGCAUUUACAAGACUGGCUUACAAACGCGCUCCAUCCUCUCAGACAGGAUGUACACAUACAGAAACAAACACCCACACAGCCAGAAACCACGCACAACCACACACACACACACACACACACACACACACACACAGCCAGAAACCACACGCAACCACACACGUGGCACACACACACACACAGCCAGAAACCACACGCAACCACACACGUGGCACACACACACACUCACACACACACACACACACACACACACAGCCAAGAGAACAUGGUUAUAUAACAGCUGACAACACAAGAAUUUGGUACUGACUCAUUCACAAUCUUCCUAAUCCUAUAAAGCAAACCAAAAAUUUGUAACAUUUUUGUUACAAAAGAAAUUGUAACAUGUCAUAACCUUAACAAUUUCGAAACCCAUUAUUUCCUGAUCAUCAUGCGCUGAUACAGAUCGAGUACUUCCUUCCGGACCAGUAUAGUUCUUAAAUUCAAGCAGAGUGUGUUUUGAGUCUUUAACUCUUCUUGGUUUCUUUUGUCAACAUAAUUUAAAAAAACAUUUAUUUUUUCAGUGAAUUCAAACAUUUUGUAUAGACCAGUUUUUCUGAGCUGUUCCACCCUUUUAGCACCAGCAUUAAAAUUGCCGCCAUCCCAGGACAUAAUAUCUUGAAAUCAAGUUGACUCCACACAGGUACUUGUGACAAAUGGCUUAACACACAGUCCUGCAUUUCUAGAGACUGAAAGUCCUGGCCUUUCCUCAGUCGCAGAACCUGUUGUCAUAAUGGGUACACCAAAGAACAUUUCCAGUGGUGUAAUUUUCGAUUCAGUGAAGUGUGGGUGUGUCCCCGCCCCCUCUGCUCUUAAAGGAGCAGCAGCCUGUUUUCCCCACUGCACUGCUGAGUUACCGCUUUCUCUAAAGCAGGGGUGUUUAAGCUCAUCCAGAAAGGGAGCGCGUGGGUGCAGGUUCGUGUUUUAGCCCAGCGCUGCGACACCUCAUGCAGCUGAUUAACUAACUGCAAUCAAGACCUUGGUAAGCAGAACCCAGUGUCUUGGCAUAGCAACUGUCAUGCACCAUGUAUUUCCUUUAAUCUGACAGAUAUGGCAGUAAAACUACAAAAUUCCUGUGAAUGUAUCUCAUGAUUUGUAUUGUGGGUUAGGGUCCAGUCUGGGACAUUUAGAGGUCCUCCUUAACCACUGAGUGGAUUCUGGGUCCUCCUUAACCACUGAGUGGAUUCUGGGUCCUCCUCUGAGUGGAUUCUGGGUCCUCCUCUGAGUGGAUUCUGGGUCCUCCUCUGAGUGGAUUCUGGGUCCAAACUGGGGCGUGGCGCUACCUGGCAGGUAUAGUACACACCUGGGACUGCAAGUCGACGUUAAAUUGCAUCGAAUGUAUAAAAGGCAAAGCAUAUUUAAAAAUAAAACUUCCUCUUCCCUCUAGAGGCUGUCUGAAGAAUAGACUGAA
Anguilla rostrata (American eel) is the source of this 4190-nucleotide messenger RNA. RefSeq names its product prosaposin receptor GPR37-like. The record is from RefSeq and is a predicted model, not a curated record. Gene Ontology annotation, molecular function: G protein-coupled peptide receptor activity; prosaposin receptor activity. Gene Ontology annotation, biological process: positive regulation of MAPK cascade; adenylate cyclase-inhibiting G protein-coupled receptor signaling pathway. Gene Ontology annotation, cellular component: plasma membrane; signaling receptor complex. The coding region runs from base 562 to 2508 and encodes 648 amino acids. Lineage: Eukaryota; Metazoa; Chordata; Actinopteri; Anguilliformes; Anguillidae. The transcript is spliced from 2 exons.